Molecule: messenger RNA, 3545 nt
Organism: Porites lobata
Lineage: Eukaryota; Metazoa; Cnidaria; Anthozoa; Scleractinia; Poritidae
Source: the annotation of a GenBank genome assembly
GACGAAGGAGAAUUACUCAAAGACUCUGGAGAAGAUAAAAAUAUGGCGGCCGAGCCUGGCACAAGCGGCACGAACGUUUCGCUGUCCGCUGCCGACUUUAAGAGUCUUUCCCUGGCAAUAUUAAAUGUGUCAAAAAGACUCGAUAAAUUGGAGGAAAAGCCUUCUACGACGGGUAAAGGCCCUGGCAAACGACUGAGCCAGGAACAUCAAAAUGCCGUUCCCGCCAAAAAGCCCGCCAAAGAAUGCUCGAGCUCCUCAAGCGAGCAAAAUACCUCGGAUAACGAGGAUGUUCAAACACUCAUGGCUAAAGUUGCCGGCGAUGUUGACGAUCUCGGUAACGGGGACGAAGAUGAAACGCUUACAGAACUACAGAAAGAGUACGAGUCUGAAGACUCUAUCGGGAAGAACAUUCAAAACCCACAAUUUGCCAAGCUCCUUGGCAAGAUGUUUCGCAAUCGUUUGCCAGACAAAGUCCUUAAAGAGAAGCUCGAGCGACAAGCUCGACCGGAAAACUGUGAAACUGUAAAACCCACACGUGUCAACCCGGGUAUUUGGCGAAAACUUCGUGAGCACACGCAAAAGAGGGACUUACAAUUGUACAAGAUGCAGCAAGCCCUCGUUAAGGGUAUAAUCCCGGUCGCCCGGUUGACAGACCUGACCAUGUCAGAAAAGCAUGGGUUAGACAAAGAGGGCAUGCAGCUGAUCAAGCAAUUUGGGCUUGAUGCCCUGUCACUACUAACGCAUGUAAACUAUGAACUAAACAUGCAGAGAAAACAGCUCAUGAAACCUGACAUUGGCAAAGACUACGCCGCCCUUUGCUCACCUCAUGUACCAUUCACAGACCUGCUUUUUGGUGACGACCUCCAAAAGCAGUUGAAGGACAUAGGUGAUGUAGACAAGAUUGGUGCAAAGGUACAAAACCAUAGAGGAUCUCAGAGGAAUCCUUCUGGUUACAACAGCAGCAAUACAAACAGACACACGUUUUCUCAACGGAAUCCAAAAAACUCCAAAGGCCAAACAUUCAGACCUUGGCGUCACAAGGAGACUCCAAAGAUGAACCCAAACAAGAGGUCAUCACAGUAGCUCAUGGUCUUAACACGGUAAAUUCUGCUGUACAAAAUUUUGUUGCUGGUAACAUAGCUCAUCACUUUUCUGAGUGGAGGUCUAUUACCUCAGACCCAAGCAUCCUUGAGAUUGUAUCGGGCUAUCUUAUCGAUUUUGAACGGUUACCAUACCAAACAUAUGUGCCCUAUAUAAAAUUUUCUAAAGGUGAUGAACACAUUAUUGCAGUAGAGGUUCAAAAACUUCUUGAUAAAGGUGUUUUGAGCAAGACAACACACUGCAAUGGAGAAUUCAUCUCUUCGGUCUUUACAAGACCAAAGAAAGAUGGGUCUCAUAGACUCAUCCUGAACCUCAAAAAUCUUAAUGAGUUUGUUACUUACCAGCAUUUUAAAAUGGAAUCCCUCCAAUCAGCUGCCCAACUACUUAAAAAGACUAUUGGAUGGCAGUUCUAGACCUCAAGGAUGCUUAUUACUCUGUACCGAUAAAUCUCCAGCACAGAAAAUACCUAAGGUUUGAAUUUAACGGAACCCUUUACGAGUUUACUUGCUUGCCAAAUGGCCUGGCCUCGGCCCCUAGGGUCUUCACCAAGCUUAUGAAACCAGUCUAUGCAACACUGAGAUCCAAAGGAUACCUAAUAGUGGGUUACAUAGACGACAUAUUACUAAUGGCAGAAACACAAGAGCAGCUAUCGCAAGUAGUUGCUGACACGGUUGCCCUACUCAGGGCACUUGGCUUCACAAUCCAUGAUACUAAAUCUGUCACGACACCCUCUCAGAUAGCCAAAUUUUUGGGAUUCAUAUUGAAUUCUAAGAAUAUGACCAUCUCCAUGAUCCCGGAGAAGGCUGAUAUUGUACGAUCUAAGUGUCACAGCCUUGUGCAGAUACAAGGUCCUGCCCAAAUCCGAGAGGUGGCCUCAGUUGUGGGUUUGAUGGUAUCCUCAUUUGCAGGAGUGUACUAUGGGCCAUUAUUUUAUAGAUCUCUAGAGAAUAUCAAAACUGAUGCACUGCAAGCAAAUGGCUGGGAUCUUGAGGGGAAAGUAACACUCUCACCCCUGUGCAAACAAGACCUCCUUUGGUGGAUAAACAAUGUUGACCAAUAUCCACAAACCAUCACACCACAAAUCCCACAUCUAACCCUGACAACCGACAGCUCACUUACGGGCUGGGGGGCAGUGAUAGAGGGUACCUCAAGUGUUGCAAGUGGUAGAUGGUCAUUCCAGGAAUCCCAACUUCAUAUUAAUUUCCUAGAGUUAAAAGCCAUCCUUCUGGGACUGCAGUCACUCUGCAGUCACCUUACAAAUUGUACCAUCAAAGUGCUUUGUGACAAUACAACUGCAGUCUCGUACAUCCGCAGUAUGGGUGGCUCUAAAUCUAGGAACUGCAAUGAUAUAACUAGGGAAAUUCUCAUCUGGUGCAUGCAGAGGCAGCUGGCACUAUCAAUCUCCCACAUACCAGGGAAAUUAAAUACAGAAGCUGAUAGAGCUAGCAGAGAAUAACACAACAGUAAUACAGAAUGGUCCCUAGACCCUACCAUUUUUGAUGAACUUAAACUUAAAUGGGGCGAUCCUGAAAUAGACAUGUUUGCAUCAAGGCUGAACCACAAAGUGUCUCCAUAUGUAGCCUGGAAACCAGAUCCAGGUGCAGCAGCUACUGAUGCAUUCACUCUGGAUUGGUCCAGAUAUAAACUUAUCUAUUGUUUUCCUCCUUUCAGCCUCAUAGGCAAAGUCCUUCAGUUUAUCCAAGAAAGCAGAACAACAGCCAUACUUGUGUACCCAUACUGGCCAACCCAGGUGUGGUACCCACAGCUCCUACAGUUGAUGAAAUCUCCUCCAAUAUCAAUCAAAAUGCACCGCAAAACCAUUACUCUCCCACAUCAACCAGAACAAGUCCACCCAUUAUAUCCCAAACUUCAACUUCAUGGAUGUCUCUUAUCAGGGCAUCCUUAGCUGCUCAAGGCAUAACGGGGGAACCUCAGGACAUCAUCGUGGCGUCAUGGCGAGAUGGAACCCGCAAACAAUACUGCACAUAUAUUACAGCCUGGUUAAAGUACUGCUCUGAUUGUAACAUCAGCCAAGUCAAUCCCAAGCUGCAGCAAGUCCUUGAUUUCCUUACUCUGCAAUCUAAACGUGUGGGAUAUAGUGCGGUUGCAACUGCCCGAAGUGCACUGUCAAGUUUCAUUAAAUUUGAUGGUGUAAAAGUGGGUGACCACCCCUUGGUGUCAAGGUUUAUGACUGGCCUGUUUAAUCAAAAGCCAGCCCUUCCACGCUACUCUGAGACUUGGGACCCCCAAAUAGUGCUUAACCACCUUAAGACAUUUCCAGCUAUUGAUGAUAUGUCACUGAAACAGCUUACCCUGAAACUGGUCAUGCUUAUGGCCCUAUUGUCUGCACAGAGAGUUCAGACUUUACAGUCCUUGUCCUUGGAAGAAAUGAGUACCCUACCUGGAAAGUAUGUCUUUCGCAUCUCUUCUGUUUUAAAACAAAC